Pteropus alecto (black flying fox) is the source of this 2121-nucleotide messenger RNA. It is a transcript of the gene GTF2F1, whose product is annotated as general transcription factor IIF subunit 1. The coding region runs from base 413 to 1963 and encodes 516 amino acids. The transcript is spliced from 12 exons. Gene Ontology annotation, cellular component: transcription factor TFIIF complex; nucleus. NCBI's taxonomy places the organism in Eukaryota, Metazoa, Chordata, Mammalia, Chiroptera, Pteropodidae. The record is from RefSeq and is a predicted model, not a curated record. Gene Ontology annotation, molecular function: DNA binding; RNA polymerase II general transcription initiation factor activity; TFIIF-class transcription factor complex binding. Gene Ontology annotation, biological process: positive regulation of transcription elongation by RNA polymerase II; transcription initiation at RNA polymerase II promoter.
GGGAGGGCGUGCCCAUAUGUCAUGACCGGAUUAACCGCUCUACAUAAAGCUAUUGGCGGGCGCUUGGGCGCUGGAAGGUGCUUGGCUCUGACGCCGGCCCGCUCGCUGCCCUCAAGGGUACCGGGCGGCUAGGUGCCAGUGCUCGAGGGGCCCGGGGCGGAGGAGAGGUUGCCACCGUGACGCGGCCCACGGGACAGUGUCGCCGUCAGGUGCGGCGGCCGCGCAGGCGCAGACGGCCCCCCGGCGCCGCUUCCGGGUAGCUUUUCCCGGGAUCGGUGGCACCUCGCAUUUGGUGUCCUCGAUCGGGGCCAGAGACCCGAAGCCGCGAGGGUGGCUUUCCCCGGACUGAAGGUCGCGCACCCCAGGAGAGGCGAAAAGGACCCGGAUCGGAGCAGACCACCGACCCUUGCCCAUGGCGGCCCUCGGCCCGGGCAGCCAGAAUGUCACCGAGUAUGUCGUUCGAGUUCCCAAAAAUACAACCAAAAAAUAUAACAUCAUGGCCUUCAAUGCAGCCGAUAAAGUCAACUUCGCUACUUGGAAUCAGGCUCGGCUGGAACGUGACCUGAGCAACAAGAAGAUCUACCAAGAGGAGGAGAUGCCUGAGUCAGGCGCCGGCAGCGAGUUCAACCGCAAGCUGCGGGAGGAGGCUCGGAGGAAGAAGUUUGGCAUCGUCCUUAAGGAGUUCCGGGCCGAGGACCAGCCCUGGCUGCUCCGCGUCAAUGGCAAGUCGGGCAGGAAGUUCAAGGGCGUAAAGAAGGGAGGUGUGACAGAGAACACAUCCUACUACAUCUUCACGCAGUGCCCCGACGGGGCCUUCGAGGCUUUCCCGGUGCACAACUGGUACAACUUCACGCCGCUGGCCCGGCACCGCACGCUCACGGCCGAGGAGGCCGAGGAGGAGUGGGAGAGGAGGAACAAAGUCCUGAACCACUUCAGCAUCAUGCAGCAGCGGCGGCUCAAGGACCAGGACCAGGACGAGGAGGACGAGGAGAAGGAGAAGCGCGGCCGCAAGAAGGCCAGUGAGCUGCGCAUCCACGACCUGGAGGACGACCUGGAGAUGUCCUCUGAUGACAGCGAGGCCAGUGGCGAGGAGGGUGGCAAAGCCCCCAAGGCCAAGAAGAAGGCGCCAGUGACCAAGACGGGCCGAAAAAAGAAGAAGAAGAAAGGUUCGGAUGAUGAGGCCUUCGAGGACAGUGAUGACGGGGACUUCGAGGGCCAGGAGGUGGACUACAUGUCUGAUGGCUCCAGCUCCGAGGACGAGCUGGAGGGCAAGCCCAAGGUCACCCAGCAGGAGGAGGGACCGAAGGGUGUGGAUGAGCGGAGCGAGAGCAGCGAGGAGAGCGAGGAGGAGAAGCCGCCCGAGGAGGAAAAGGAGGAGGAGGAGGAGAAGAAGGCGCCCACGCCGCAGGAAAAGAAGCGGAGGAGAGACAGCAGUGACGAGUCGGACAGCUCGGAGGAGAGUGACAUCGACAGUGAGGCCUCCUCGGCCCUCUUCAUGGCGAAAAAGAAGACGCCCCCCAAGAGGGAGCGGAAGCCGUCGGGCGGCAGCUCCCGGGGCAACAGCCGGCCGGGCACACCCAGCGCCGAGAGUGGCAGCACCUCCUCCACUCUGUGGGCGGCCGCCAGCAAGCUGGAGCAGGGGAAGCGGACGAACGAGACCACGGCGGCCAAGCGGCUGCGGCUGGACACCGGGCCGCAGAGCCUGUCCGGGAAGUCGACCCCUCAGCCCCAGUCUGGGAAGUCGACCCCCAGCAGUGGUGACGUGCAGGUAACUGAGGAUGCUGUGCGCCGCUACCUGACACGGAAGCCGAUGACCACCAAGGACCUGCUGAAGAAGUUCCAGACUAAGAAGACGGGGCUGAGCAGCGAGCAGACGGUCAACGUGCUCGCUCAGAUCCUCAAACGCCUCAACCCUGAGCGCAAGAUGAUCAACGACAAGAUGCACUUCUCCCUCAAGGAGUGAGGGGCUGGCCCCCACCCUUCUGCCCAGCAAAGCUCUCGUCUCCAGAACUUCGUGGGCCUUUGAAUUCCACACACUCACUGCCAUGGGUCCCACUGCCUAUCUGUCACCCUACUCCCUGAAUCCCAGGACCCGGCAUUAAUAAGUCUAGAAAAACCUAA